Cicer arietinum (chickpea) is the source of this 1573-nucleotide messenger RNA. RefSeq names its product probable acyl-[acyl-carrier-protein]--UDP-N-acetylglucosamine O-acyltransferase, mitochondrial. Gene Ontology annotation, molecular function: acyl-[acyl-carrier-protein]-UDP-N-acetylglucosamine O-acyltransferase activity. Gene Ontology annotation, biological process: lipid biosynthetic process. The record is from RefSeq and is a predicted model, not a curated record. NCBI's taxonomy places the organism in Eukaryota, Viridiplantae, Streptophyta, Magnoliopsida, Fabales, Fabaceae.
AGAUAUAUGUAUCAACUAUAAAAGAGUAUUCCAUAUAUUAUAUUUGUGGGCCUGGGCUUCACAAUAUGGACUUCAUUGCAGUUUACCCAUGAACCCUAAAUCAAAUCGGCGUGGGAUGUCAAUUUUCUCCUCCGUUCGUUUGGUUCCGACCACCGUCACGGUCGAUUCUCAUUUCCUUCACCAUUGAUUUGGACUUCAUUGUUGUUCGCCACCGUCACGGCUCGGGCUUCUUGUCUUCGUUGUUACAGUGUUUAUUUGUAAAACAUGAGGAGGUUGUUUGUUUAGUCUAACAACAAACAAGUAUGUGCAACUGCUGAAGGAAAAGCAAAGCAAAGCAAAAAUGUCGAUCAUGAGACGCAGUUCCUUUUCCUCAUCUCUUCGAAUAUUCCAUACUUUCCUCUUCCAUCCACGCUUCUUCUCCUAUCAUGUUGCGGAUGAAGAUAGGGUUUACACUUCUAACUCUAUUAUCCACCCUACUUCCAUUGUUCAUCCCAAUGCCAUCCUCGGUCUGGGAGUUUCCAUUGGACCUUUUUGUUCUAUCAGUUCCUCCGCAAAGCUGGGGAAUGGUUGUAAACUAUAUCCAGGAAGCCAUAUUUUUGGAAAUACCGAUUUAGGAGACAAUUGCAUGUUGAUGACUGGCGCUGUUGUUGGUGAUGAUUAUCCUGGAUGUACUGUCAUUGGAAGCAAUAAUACAAUAGGAUAUCAUGCUGUGGUUGGUGUUAAAUGUCAAGACUUGAAAUACAAGCCAGAGGAUGCGUGUUACCUGGAAGUUGGAAAUAAUAAUGAUAUCAGGGAACAUACUUCAAUCCACCGAUCUUCAAAAUCAACUGAUAGGACGGUAAUUGGUGAUGGAAAUUUAAUUAUGGGAGCUUGUCAUAUUGCCCAUGAUUGCAAGAUUGGCGACAACAAUAUUUUUGCUAAUAACACUCUUUUAGCUGGGCAUGUUGAAGUGGAAGACUACGUUCACACAGCUGGUGCGACUGUUAUUCACCAAUUCUGCCAUGUCGGCUCGUUUUCUUUUCUUGGUGGUGGUUCCGUGGUUUCACAAGAUGUCCCAAAGUAUAUGAUGGUAGCCGGAGAUAGAGCCGAGCUUCGUGGCCUAAAUUUAGUGGGCCUUACUCGACGUGGAUUCACCAUUGAAGAGAUCAGGAGCCUGAAAACAGCUUAUCGAAAGAUAUUCAUGUGUGGUGAUACAACUGCAGGGUCUUUUGAAGAAAGGCUUGCACAAGUGGUAUAUAUAUUGACUGCUGUGCGGGAUAUGUUGCAGUCUAUUCGCAAUUCUCUUGCAAAAGAUCGACGUGGAAUAUGCAAGUAUAGAUACUGGAGUGGCUCUUGAAGCACGCCGCUGGGGAUUGAUUCACAUAUUGUUGUGGAGAUAUGUGAUAUGCAGUUUUUAGCUCAAGUGAGAGUUUGUUGUAUUUAUUAAGCGCUUGUAGGAAGAGGGUGAGUGAAUUCAUAACGAAUGAAUCUCUUUAUUUUUGUUUAGGUAGUCAAUAGUACUGAUCUGUAUACUGUUCUCGUUAACUAAUAGAUAGAUUGAUUAUUUUUUUAAUAAGCAAAUGAUAGUUAGAUA